AUGAGCCAAUAUCCCCUCGAUGAUGCAUCUCAGUCUAAUGGGCACGAACCAUGGGAACGCAACUCGGAUUACGCCCCAACACCUGGCUAUUGUGGCAGCCCCUACGCAGCAAUAUCGACCCGGAGCCCCUCCCUAUCGAGCGUAGUGGAGAACAGUAUCGAACCUACGAUUAAAUGCGCCCCACGCGCUCUUAAAUUUCUCCGGCUGUCUGACUGGGAAGACGGGAAAGCCUACGAUGAGGACCCACCAACAUGCAUCCACUACCGUAUAGAGUGGCGAGUGACAGUCAAUAACAGGGAGGUGUCAAAGGACACGGAGGAAGAUGUCGUUUUGGCACCUAGCGCCUUCUGGCAGCUGUCCUUAGAGAAAAAGUUAGAGAAGGCUUUACGACGCAAGACUGCUCGCCAUCGCCAACUGAGACCAGAUGAUACCGUCAUCGUCGCAUCAACAACCGAUCGUACCAAGCGAAAUCUGACCAAACGAUUUGACGAUACCGAUAUAUCCUGGACCCCCGUCGAAAAGCAGCUUCUAAUGUGGUCAGAUCUUUUACUUCGCGGAAAAGAACUUACGCUGAAAAUCAGUUUCAACUAUGUAGACGAUCGUCAUUCCUCUCUAUCCGCUGGCCGGAAAGGAGAGAAAAGAGGGAAGUCAUCUGUCACCCAAAGAAUACUCGGCGAGCGGGACGCACAGCUCGACGCAGAGGAAAGUACUUCUGGCGGGAGGCCAAUUUGGCGCAGCGUCUACAGUCUAAUGCGAUGUGACUCGUCGACAUAUCAGCAUAGCCCCCAUUGCUGGGUGGACCCAAUGGGGAAAAAACACUACCCACUUAAAUCUCAUCACAUCAAACGCCUGAUAACCCACGUUGAGAGGGGCGGUGUUCUAGAAGGCCACAAGGACGUGCCAGAAGCGGUUCGUGACGAAUUAUACCGGGAAGAGCAAGAUAGACUGGGCAGAGACAAGCAUAAGGGAAGUCAUAUCACUGGGGCUGGGUCAGCAUAUCCACCUAUCAACAUCAAUGUUUCGUCCUCGCAGUCUGCGCCCCAUAGGCUUGAUGUCUCGGCUCCGAGGGCAGCAGACAAUUCGCAGACUCUAAGCCCACUCGAAAUUCCGGGUCUCAGAGAUGUAGCUGUUAAGGAAUACAGUGAGUGGCAGGUCUCGAAUGUUAAGAACGACUCCCUCAAAUCUGCAUUUCGAGAAGUGUGUGAUAUGAUGCUCGAAAACGGUCUUGAUCUUGACCAAGUGUAUAGAGAUCAAGAUCCUCAUUUCUUCAUCGAGAAAGGAAUUAAAAUAGGCAUCGCUCGACGGUUCGUAGAGGAUAUUGGGAAGUGGGUUGGUAGCGUGAAGAAAGUCAUACCUGUCCUUGAAAACUAUUAG
Molecule: messenger RNA, 1374 nt
Organism: Penicillium crustosum
Lineage: Eukaryota; Fungi; Ascomycota; Eurotiomycetes; Eurotiales; Aspergillaceae
Exons: 1
Coding region: 1-1374 (457 amino acids)
Source: RefSeq, a predicted model, not a curated record